Arachis stenosperma is the source of this 2571-nucleotide messenger RNA. RefSeq names its product probable receptor-like protein kinase At4g39110. The transcript has a single exon. The record is from RefSeq and is a predicted model, not a curated record. NCBI's taxonomy places the organism in Eukaryota, Viridiplantae, Streptophyta, Magnoliopsida, Fabales, Fabaceae. Gene Ontology annotation, molecular function: transmembrane receptor protein tyrosine kinase activity; ATP binding. Gene Ontology annotation, cellular component: plasma membrane; plasmodesma. Gene Ontology annotation, biological process: protein autophosphorylation. Bases 1 to 2571 code for a protein of 856 amino acids.
AUGCCUACCCUCCUUAUUAUCAUUGUGGUGUUCAUCUCUAACUCAUGCGCAACAUCUGCUUUAAACAACUUCACUCCAAAAGAUAAUUUCCUGAUAGAUUGCGGUGCUGAAAAAGUAGCAACCCUCCCUGAUGGAAGAAGAUUCAAAUCAGAAUCUGAAUCAAGCUCCUUCUUGCAAGCCACUGAUGACACCAAAGUCUCAUCCAACGAACCAAUUCCCAAACUACCCUCCCCAAUCUACUCAAACGCCAGGGUCUUCAUUCAUCAGGCUACAUAUUCAUUCCCUCUAAGCCAUCCUGGUUUUCAUUGGCUUCGCCUUCAUUUCUACCCAAUCAAGAACACUAUCUUUGAACUUCACAAGGCUACCUUCUCUGUGAACACAGAUAAGUAUGUUUUGCUUCAUAGCUUCAACGUCAACAAUGACACCACCAUUGUCAAGGAGUUCCUCAUCAAUGCCACAGAGCCUCACUUGUCCAUAUUCUUCAUUCCAACCAAGGACUCCGCAGCAUUUAUCAAUGCCAUUGAGCUUGUUUCAGCUCCUGAUAACCUCAUAUUCGACACCGCCACAUCGCUUUUUCCCGUUGGAGACUUUUCGGGCUUGAGCAACUACGCUUUCCAAACGGCUCAUCGCAUCAACAAUGGUGGUCCUUUAAUAACUUCAUCAAAUGACACACUGGGAAGAACAUGGGUAUCUGAUUUUGAUGCACCUUACCUCACAAACAAGAAUUCGGCAAAGAGUGUUUCUGUGGCUACCACUGCCAUUAAGUUCCCUUCCAAUACACCAACCAUUUCUCCUCUCAUCGCACCGCAAACAGUUUAUGCUUCUGCCAUGGAGAUGGGUGAUGCUGGUGUUAACGAGCCUAAUUUCAAUGUCUCGUGGAAAUUUGAUGUGGACACCGCUUUUGAUUACCUUGUAAGACUGCAUUUCUGUGAUAUCGUGAGCAAAGGGCUAAAUGAACUCUAUUUUAAUGUAUAUGUCAAUGGAAAAAUGGCAGUUCCCAAUUUGGAUUUGUCAGCUAUUACUGGAGCUUUGGCAACACCUUAUUACAAAGACAUUGUGGUUAAUGCUUCUUUGAUGUCUGAGGGGCUAAUGGUUCAGGUUGGUCCUGCAAAUGCUGAGGGUGGGAAUGGCAAUGCAAUUAUGAAUGGAAUUGAGGUCUUGAAGAUAAGCAAUUCCGUGGACAGUUUGGAUGGUGAAUUUGGUGUUGAUGGAAGAAAAGCCGGUGGUUCAAACCGCGGUGCGGUGGCAGCGGUUGGUUUUGCAAUGAUGUUUGGAGCCUUUGUAGGUCUUGGUGCGAUGGUGAUGAAGUGGCAAAAGAGGCCGCCGGAUUGGCAAAAAAGGAAUAGUUUCUCUUCAUGGUUGCUCCCUUUGCAUGCUGGUGACGCAAGCUUCUUAAGUAGCAAGAACUCAUUGGGGUCUAACAAGAGCAAUUUCUACUCCUCAACCAUGGGACUAGGCAGGUUUUUCUCGUUUGCAGAGUUGCAAGAUGCUACCAAGAGCUUUGACUCCAAUAAUAUUAUAGGUGUCGGAGGAUUUGGUAAUGUGUAUUUAGGUGUGAUUGAUGAAGGGACUAAAGUUGCUGUUAAGAGAGGGAAUCCACAAUCAGAACAAGGCAUCAACGAAUUCCAAACUGAAAUUCAAAUGCUGUCUAAGCUAAGACAUAGACAUUUGGUUUCGUUGAUUGGAUACUGCGAUGAAAACAAUGAGAUGAUUCUUGUUUAUGAAUACAUGCCUAAUGGACAUUUCAGGGAGCAUCUUUAUGGGAAGAAUUUGCCUCCUCUUUCUUGGAAGCAGAGAUUAGAGAUCUGCAUCGGAGCGGCCCGCGGCCUUCACUACCUCCACACAGGCACAACACAAGGUAUCAUCCACCGUGAUGUUAAGACCACCAACAUUCUCCUUGAUGAGAAUUUCACGGCCAAGGUUUCCGAUUUCGGCCUCUCCAAAGAUGCUCCUAUGGGCCAAGGCCAUGUUAGCACUGCCGUCAAGGGUAGCUUUGGAUAUCUUGAUCCUGAGUAUUUCAGGAGGCAACAAUUGACUGAAAAAUCCGAUGUGUAUUCAUUUGGGGUGGUGUUGCUUGAGGCGUUAUGCGCGAGGGCCGCCAUUAAUCCUCAGUUGCCUAGAGAACAAGUAAACUUGGCUGAUUGGGCAAUGCAGUGGAAGAGAAAGGGGAUGCUUGAGAAAAUUGUGGAUCCUCAUCUUAUUGGUUCUUUGAACGCUGAAUCCAUGAAGAAAUUUGCAGAGGCUGCUGAGAAGUGCUUGGCUGAUCAUGGUGUUGAUAGGCCUACAAUGGGCGAUGUGUUGUGGAAUUUGGAGUAUGCAUUGCAGCUUCAAGAUGCUUUCACGCAAGGAAAGGUUGAAGACCUCAGCAACUCCUCUGCUUCUGUUCCUACCCCUCCUACUCUACCUAAUCAUACUUCCAUUUCCAACCCCGCCUCGGUUGAUGAUAAUAAUGCCGCUAGUGAACUUCCUCAUCAAGAAGUAAAUAACAAUAAUGGAUCAACCCAAGUACCGGCUACUGAAGAUUAUUCUGGGACAAUGUUUUCCCAAGUUAACAAUCUUAGUGGUAGAUGA